AUGGAUGGUAACAACAAUAGUUCAUCUUCUGAGGAUGAACUUAUCAACAAUAAUUUGUUACCUGCAUUAUCUCGUACUGCACAACUUCUUCUCCAGAAUAAUGUUAGCUCAAGUAACAAUCAAAGGAGAAACACAAUCCAAAGAGAUCGUUUAGAGGCUGAACAACUACUGAUCCGACAUUACUUUGCAGAUGAUUCAACAUAUGGUCAUGAUCUAUUCCGUAGAAGGUUCCGUAUGAGCAAAGGUUUGUUUAUGCAACUCGUUGGUGACCUAGAGAUGAAUUAUCCAUAUUUUCAAACGACAUGGGAUGCAACAAAUCAGAGAAGUUUCAGUGGGCUACAAAAAUGCACCUCAGCAAUACGUCAAUUAGCGAAGGGUUAUAACCCAGACUCAUUAGAUGAGUAUCUAAAUAUGUCAGAAAGAACUUCUCGUGAAGCUCUAGAAAACUUUUGCUAUGGGAAUAUUUACGCCGUCUAA
Molecule: messenger RNA, 477 nt
Organism: Lactuca sativa (garden lettuce)
Lineage: Eukaryota; Viridiplantae; Streptophyta; Magnoliopsida; Asterales; Asteraceae
Source: RefSeq, a predicted model, not a curated record